UACUCCCAAUGCGUGACUCACCAGACACGUUCAAAACGAAGCACGAUUUAUAGAGAUCGCGAUAAUUAGCUUAUUGAAUCCGAGAAGUUUUCUAUUCCAAAGAGAAUCGUCCCCCAUUCAGCAGCAAUGUGGACCUAAGUUUCUGGUUGUACAAGAAAGAUGACCACUAACCAAAGACACAAAAAACAAACUCGAAGUUCUUGAAUAAGAAGUUGUAGAAACCAAGGCCAAGAAAUCAUAACAACAAACAGCAGUUUCUUUAACGACCUCAUUGUCUUUAUUCCAGAUGUCUUCUGAGGAUAAUUUUUAUGGAUUAAACAUAGCGUACGAGGAUCUACUUUUGUAUUUCGCGAUAGCUUUCUCGAGCGUGGUUGUGGUAGCUGCUAUCAUUUUACUUGUCCUGGUGUGCGAAGCGGAAAAAAGGUUGCAGAAAAUAAAAGAGCAAAGGGAGAUUGAGAAGGGGGAGGAUGAGGAUUACGUGAAGAGAUUUGGUCUACCUCUGCCACCCCGCGAAGAAAGAUCACACUCAAUGGCAAAUGUUUACUGGCGCGAUAACUGGAGUAUUGCCGACGAGGAUCCGUUUCAAUCCCGAGCAUCAGCCGACUUUAUCAUCAACGAUGUGCAGCGCAUGGUCCCUCUGCCUCGUGCGACCGCACCUUCUCGGGAAGAACUCGGACAAGAAAUCGGAUUCGACAACAUUAGAUACAGCAUCGAUGACUCUACUUUGCCUAAGAAAAAAAAUGAUACCUCGCAAUUGUAAUUGAAUCUAAAAUGAAUGUCUGAGGGGGGGGGGGGGGGGGCUCUUUGAGAAAAAUGCAUGCAUUGCCUUCUGGUCUAACAAAUCCUGCAUCGCUUUUUCAAAAGAAGAAAAAAGACCCAUUUCCUGAUAAAAAAAAUCUGCACGCCAGAUGUAGAAAAAAGUUCUGAUCCCCUGACUUCUUAAACAGGCGACAAUGACGUGACUAAAAGGGGGAAUUUCGCAACUGUUAGAAGAUAACUAGAUGGAGAUGGUAUCAUUAUAUUUAGCCAUUAUAGACUUAAUGUGCUUUCUCCAUCUUUAAAUAUUUCGUGAAAUCGAACCAAACCAGUUUUUUAGCUCCAUCCAUCAUUCCAGGUAGAUGACGUGACUAGAAGACUGGAACUUUGAUGGCGUUUAUUUCGUAGAAUGAACAGGAAGCUAACCAAUCGGGAUGUAUUACUUGAUUGACAAAAGACAGACGAUAGAUUAUCUAGCAAAUAGAUCUCAUUUAUUUGCGUGCGUCUGUCCUCUACUCUAGAUGUACGAUGAUGUAACAGCAUGUCAUGAACAAAACUGACUGUUCUUCAUGACAUGCUAUGACGUCUUCUGUGCAAGGAUAGACUA
Nematostella vectensis (starlet sea anemone) is the source of this 1363-nucleotide messenger RNA. RefSeq lists its product as uncharacterized. The record is from RefSeq and is a predicted model, not a curated record. The coding region runs from base 287 to 760 and encodes 157 amino acids. The transcript has 4 exons. Lineage: Eukaryota; Metazoa; Cnidaria; Anthozoa; Actiniaria; Edwardsiidae.